CUCCGUCGAUUGAGGUUAUCCGGGGGAUGCUGUAUGGGAUGCGGGACUUCGAACUGCGGGGUCUCGUGCUCUGGAUGCUGCAGAAAGAUCCCGCGCGCCGUCCCACUCUGCGGGAAGUCAUGGAGCACCCGUAUUUUGCCAAUGUCAAGAUCGAGUGGGAACGGAUCAAAGACAAGUCUUAUAUUCUGUCGUACAUACCCGAGAUACAUUCCACGAUGUCGAUACCGAGGGACCCUCCGCCCCCGAAGAUUGACGGGGACAAACGCGAUGCGGCAGGCUACCCCGUUCUCGGAGACACCGUAAGAUGUCCCUUCUUCAGCCCCAUGAAUUACGAUGCGUUCGAGAACCGUCGCGGUGGAGGGACACUACGACCGUAAACUGUCAAAUGCUCGUGCUAUCUGUAUCCUCGUUUCGCGCUGCAAGUUAUCCUGCUGUGAUCACGGACAAUGUCAUUGUACCUGGACUCUUGCUCUCCUACUCGAUGUUCAC
Molecule: messenger RNA, 489 nt
Organism: Punctularia strigosozonata HHB-11173 SS5
Lineage: Eukaryota; Fungi; Basidiomycota; Agaricomycetes; Corticiales; Punctulariaceae
Exons: 4
Coding region: 27-377 (116 amino acids)
Source: RefSeq, a predicted model, not a curated record